Messenger RNA from Gadus morhua (Atlantic cod), 5351 nucleotides. RefSeq lists its product as uncharacterized. The transcript has 9 exons. Gene Ontology annotation, molecular function: protein binding. NCBI's taxonomy places the organism in Eukaryota, Metazoa, Chordata, Actinopteri, Gadiformes, Gadidae. The coding region runs from base 60 to 3230 and encodes 1056 amino acids. The record is from RefSeq and is a predicted model, not a curated record.
CUAGUAGAGUGAAGAGAGAGCGAGAGGUACGGAGGAGAUCAGCAGUCGCGAGCGUGAAUAUGGCGGAGACCGUACGCUCUCUCUUCGACUACCGGGAGGCGCAGACCCUGGACAGCGACGGAGAUGGCAUCAAACCGGCACCACCGCCUCGGGGGCGCGGUUGUGGAAGAAAACGGAAGGGGACGCCAGUGAAAGUCUUUGUCACCCAGAAUGAGGAGGAGAAUGUUCCAGAACACAGCUUCAACACAGGAGACAGGAAGGAGACCCCCGACGGCAAGCGGUCAGCCCAGGACGGACCCCCGUACCAUACAGACCCCACUCCUCACAACUGUGGUCCGUCGGAGCAUGCGGACGAGGGGGGAUCAGGCGGGGUGAAGGCCGCCUCCUGCUCGGCCUCGACGGCUCGCUCCUCCCAGGCCCCCGCCUCUAGCCCCGCCCCCACCGCUCCCCAGGCCCCGCCCCCGCCCCCCGCACAGGGCGCCUUCCCCCCCUCCCCCAACUGCCGCAUCCGCGAGGUGCACUGUGGCAGCCAGGUGAGGCUGGUGGUCAUCGCCAUCCGGGACAUCGUCAGGGGCGAGGAGAUCACCGUGGACUACAGCCUGACGGAGUGGGGCGAGAACCUGGGUUUCCGUGGUCCCGUGUCACCAGGGCGAUACGAGUGUAACUCUGACCCGGAGAACAACAACAACAACAUCAUUAAAAAGGAAGAGGAACCUCUCCCCCUGACCGCCAACCAGCGACAGCAGCAGCAGCAAGAGUAUCUCACCCCUUCCUGGUCCCUCUCCCCUUCCUCCUCCCCCGUCUCCCACUCCGACGGCAGCGACUCCGAGCCUGGGAACGACGAGGGCCGCGCCCGCACCGUCCAGCGCCAGCGCCGGCGCCGCCGCGUGCCCCACACCAAGAAGAAGACCCUUAUCCGCACCACGCACAGCAACACCCCCGUGGGCUCCCCCACACGCCCCUACCGCCCCAGCCACUCCCCCCUGGCGUCCUCCCCCCCUCCCCCACACUCCUACGGCCCCUCCGCCUCCUCCUCCACCGGCCACACCUUCAAAGCCCCCACCCCGCUGGGGGCGAGCACGCCCCACGCCAGCGCACUGAAGGGCGUCAUGGCCAUGGACGCCCAGCGCCAGACCUGCGAGUACUGCGGCCGCCACUUCCGCUCGCUCGGCCGCCACCUGGACAAGCACCACGCGCACCAGCCCGACGUCUGCUCGGCGCUGGUGGAGCGCUACACCCAGAUGCCCCGCCUCCAGGUGCACCGCGGCCCCCCCUCCUCCCCCGCGCUCGCCAACCUGUCGCCCCGCUCCGGGCCCUCCGCGCCCAGCGCCCAGCAGCAGAUGCACCCCCAGCACCACCCGCCGCAGGGUGUGGUGCAGGACCUCUCCAUGUCCCCGCCCACCCUCACCGCCGCCAACCAAUCGCCCACGUCCACCGGCAGGAGCUCCGCCCCCCCGCCCGCCCUGAGCCCCACCAGGGGCCGCGGGGCCGUGCCGGUGUCGGUGUUGAAGCGCAGCCCGCCGCCCCCCGCUGCGACGGCGGCGGCGGCGGCGAGGAAGGGCUCCGUGAGGAGGCACGGUGAGGAAGAGGAGGACGACGACGAGGUGGAGGUGGUGGACGUGAAGAGACCCAAGGAGGAAGAGGAGGAGGAAGAGGUGGAGGUGGUUUGCCCGCUCACGUUCAACGGCACCUCCCACGUGAAGGAGGCGGAGCCCCAGCUGAAGAGAGAGGAGCGCAAGGAGGAGGGGGAGUACCAGGCAGAGGACGAGGAGGAGGAGAACGGAGUGAUGGACGUGGACGACGACAGCGCCGCAGAGGACAAGGAGAAAGAUCUGAUGAGCAGCUCGGGCCGCCUCCACAUGCUGCCGCUGCUCUCCUCGCUGUCCUCCCUGGUGCUCUACCUGCGCCGCCUGCAGCACUCGGCCUUCCUGUCCCUGUCGCGCCAGCUGCAGUCGGCCGAGGCCUGGCGCCUGCUCUGCCACUCCAGCCUGGCGCUGCUCAUCCUCUACAACCGCCGGCGCGAGUGCGAGGUGUCCAAGCUCUCGGUGACGGAGUACCGCGCCCGCCUCAUCCCCCAGUGCCCCGUGCCCGUGCCCGUGGGGGCGCCCCCGGCCCUCACCCCCCUGGAGGCCUCCCUCUCCCCCUUCGAGCGCCUGGUGCUGCCCCACCUGCCCCGCGUGGGCGUGCAGGGCAAGCGGGGCCGCGUGCAGCCGCUCAUCCUGCCGCCGCACUGCGAGCCCUGCCUCGAGCUGCUGCUGCAGACCCGGCUGGACGUGGGCGUGGACCCGGCCAACCCCUACGUGUUCGCCCGGCCCUACCACUCGCCGGCCACGCCACUCCGGGGCACCGACCUGCUGCGCAGCCUGGCGCGCUCCAGCGGCACGCGCAACCCCCGCGCCCUCACCCAGACGCGGGUCAGGCGGCAGGUGGCCAUCCUCACCCAGCUGCUGCUGCUGGGGGAGGGGGAGGAGCCGGGCCAGCCGGGGGGCGGGGCCGUGGAGCGGCUGGAGAACUUCCUGGAGAGGGAGUACCACGUGACGCAGAACUGCGCCGGGAUCGGCCAGGACCCGGGCCUGAUGGGCCGGGUGGGCCGCGUGGUGCUGUGCGGGGAGAGGGACGGCGUGCUGUUCCGCGGCAUGAGCCUCCAUCACAUCUGCCUGGAGCUGGACGUGAUGUCCGGUAACUCUGCAGACUCGUACUCGGAGGGGGGAGAGUCGGACGGCGAGCAGGGCAAGGAGAAGCCCCCUCCCGAGACCCCCUGCCCCGCCCCCGCCCCCACCCCGGCCCCGCCCACCCCUACCCCCACCAUGCUGUUCGUCCGCAAGGGGAAGAACAACGGCCGGGUUGGGCGGCCCAAGAAGAUGAAGAACAUGCAGGCGGUGCUGGCCGCCGCCGCCGCAGCGGGGGGCGCCGUGCCAGCCGUGGGCGCCGGGCUGGUCAAGGGGAAGAGGAGCUCCUCCGGCCAGCAGCAGUCAGGUAAGCGAGGGGUGCUGAAGCGGCCGUGGUCGGAGGCGGAGCGUGCCGCGGUGGAGGAGCACCUGACGCGCAACAUCGCUGAGCUGCGUGUGCCGGCCAAGGCGGACUGCGAGCGCUGCCUGCAGCAGUGCCCCCUGCUGGUCAGCAACCAGCGGGACUGGCGCGCCAUCAAGUUCUACUGCCACAACCGCAUCCAGCUGCUGAAGAAGAACCAGCGCCGCGACGGGGACCCGCUGCCCCUCAUCGUCUGCUGAGGGAGAAACCAGGGGGGAGGGAGGGAGGGAGGGAGGGAGGCAGGGGGUGGGUUGGUGGGUUAAUCCUAUCCUAAAAAAAAUAUUUUUUUUUGUUUUAUUUUGGUAGCGAAAAAUAUGGACAUCCAAUCCCCCUGGGUUCUCCCAGGGCUUAGAGCUGCACUAAGUUUGUUUGGCGUGCUGAUGGUUGUGCGAGCGGAGUGCGAUUUUGCCUCCCGGCGGUUUGGAUUUGGCGGCUGUUUGUUGUGUCGAGCCGUCUGAACGUUCUGUUUUUCGUUCUAGUUCAUUUUUUAAGUGCACUAUUUAAAAGGUCUUAAAGUGCCGUUGUGAAAACGAUGCGCUUCCAAUCAAGCGGUGGCGCGUCAUGUUUCAGUUUGUUUUUCGGUAAAGGGUGAGAUAGAGAUAUGUCCCUAACUUUACAGACCACAGCGUAGUACACCGGCUACUGUGGAACUCUAUAUAAGCUUUAUUUGGUAUGGUUAUCCCUCUCGAAGUAGACACUAAGCGGGAGAGCCCAACGGUGUUGUUGUUUAACGACAGUUUACUAGAAGGCAUUACUGGUUUUUACUGUUUGCGUUAGCUACCUGUUCCAUGUUAGCUACCGGUUUCUGAGACGUUGGAGGAUAAACAGCCUCUGGUAUUUGUCCAUACUUUAGCUUUCUGGUCGCACAUGACCAUGUAGUGGCCCCAGUUAUUAUUCAAAUAAGACUAACUGUUAAGCCUGGACUGAAUAGUGAGAGUUCUCUGUGAAACAAGCUCGUUCCUACACAUUGUUUAACUUUGGACCGCUUAUUUGGACGUUUAAGGUACUGCUGCGUAUUGAAUGUUUGUUACUUUAUUGGUCCAGUUUGACCAAGGGGAUUCAUUUCUUAACGAUACACACACAAAUGUAAAGUGAGAGAAAAUAAAACCUGGAAAAACUCAAAAUACGGGAGUGACCCAUCUCCCCGAAAUACUCUUGAUUGUAGGCCAAGGAAAAAGUGGAUGUUUUCUUUUUGAAUGCCUCUGAUGUGUAGUUAAACCACAUCAGAAUCACUUUGUUGUCAGUUGGUACGGGAAUCAGAAAUGCGUUUCCCCUCAGCAAGAGUAUGUGCCCAUCUGCGUCCACCCUCUCCAUUGGCUUUCUGUACGUAUUGCGCAUUCGUUGUUGGCAGGAAGAAAAUAAAAAAAACACUUGGCUGUUUUGACGUGGUUGUGGAUAUCAUCCAGUAGGGGCAAAUAAAUCCCCGCCCAUUGGUUUAUAUAUAAUACGUUGUACAAAAGUUGUCUUUCUGACCGAUGAUCGGAGAAGUUGAAUGUUAAACCUUUUGCCACGAAAAUGUUCUUGCUUGUUGAACACAAACUGUAUAUCAUACUGUUUCAGUACAUCAUACACAGAAAAUGUCAUACAGUUCAUGAUAUAUACACUGUACAUCAAACAGUUUGACAUACAGUGUACACCUCAUAAAGUUCACAAUAUAUAUAAGUGCACAUCAAAAAGUGUGACGUACAGUGUACACGUCAUACAGUUCAUGAAAUAUACAGUGUACACAUCAUAGAGUUAAUGAUAUAUACAGUGCACAUCAAACAGUGUGACAUACAGUGUUCACAUCAUACAGUUGAUGAUAUAUACAGUGUUCUACAUUAAGUGUACAUUCGGUUAUACAUAUAGUCAUACGUUGUGUGUUUGUGUGUGUUACAUUCUAUAUGUCAUGCAGUCUACACCAUCCAGUGUGUAUAUAUAGCUGUCAGUCCCAUCCUGGCUCCGUUCUCCUCAGCUUAACGUAACGUGGUUCCAUGGCUUCUCUGGUCGUGGCUGGAAGCCGUCUCUAUGGGACUACCUGCUACCAGACAGAUACUUGAAGUGAUUGAGAUAAUCCAAGUGAUCUGUCAUGCUCUGGUCAUGCCAGUUACUUUGUACAUAACAAAUAUAUUAUUAUAUUAUGCUAACUGGUUGUUCGUGAUAGACUUUAUCUGGCUGUUUUUUUUUUUUCUUUCCAUUCUGGAGUUGUUGUUAUUUGUACAUAACCAUGUUUGUAAAUAAGACCCAUAGAAACACAAAGGAAAAAAAAACACAAUGUAUAAAAUGCCUUGGUUAUCGUGUUAUGUUUCUUUUUAUAAGUCUUAUAAAAAUGUAAAGCUUCA